Nicotiana tabacum (common tobacco) is the source of this 3717-nucleotide messenger RNA. NCBI's taxonomy places the organism in Eukaryota, Viridiplantae, Streptophyta, Magnoliopsida, Solanales, Solanaceae. The record is from RefSeq and is a predicted model, not a curated record.
UGCAUCCUUUUAAGAAAUGGAAUUUUUUUCUUGGCAGGAUAUGUACAAACAAAGAAGAAAAGCGGACACGUGGUUAUGAGGGAAAGACCAAGGAUGCAUGUCAUUUAUUGACUGAGCUGCUGAGAAGAAACUUUUGAAGGUUCCAUUUAAUGACUUCCCCUGAACGAGCAAGGAGUUAUGUGAAACAGAAUACACAAGAUGACACAGAGUUAAAGGGUGACAAGUUCAGAGAUAAUGAUGAUGACUGUGAAGGGGAGGAUAAGAGAAAAUACAGGUCAAGCAAGUCAAGAAGGUCUGGCAACGGUGAAGAUGCUGAAGUUUUAGAUAGUGGAAGGAGGAGAAGUACUGUGGAGAGAACUGAGAGUCGUAAAAGGUCAGGUGGAUCAAGCAGAGCUGAUGGUGACGAGGAUGACUAUGAAACCAAAAAGGAAUCUCGAUCUAAGUUGAAGAAGAAACUGGAGGAGAAUACAUUGGAGAAAUUGAGCAAUUGGUAUCAAGAUGGAGAACUCGAGAGCAAGUAUGAUAAUGGAGAAAAAAAUGGGGCUAGAGGAUUUACUCGAGCUGAUGAAAGUGAUAAACGGAAAUCAACUGCAAAGUUUUCUGAUGGUGAUGGUUCAGAGACAAGAAAUAAAGGCAAAGGUGAAAAGUUAACCAGUGGAGACUUUGAAAAUGCAGUGGAAAAAGACUGUAGAUAUGUGGAAAGAAAGGAGAGUAGCAGAGAAAAGGCUCAUGGAUCUGAGCAGGCGAGAAUCUCAAGGAGAAGGUGGGAUGAAUCAGAUUCUUCCAGGAAAGUUGAAGAAAGCGAAUAUGGGGAAAAGCUUGAUGUAAGGAGUGGAAAACCAGGUGAUAUAAUGUUGGAGAGCCUCAAAGAUCCAGAUGGAGAUAAAGCUGAUAAAUAUCAGGACAGGGACGAAAGAAGAGCUGAUUCUGAUAGGAGUAGAAGAGUCCGAUCAGAAGCUAUAGAUGAAGACAGUAAAGGAGCUUUUCCGAUACGGGAAGAUAGAUUGGGUAAGGAUAGAUUGGGGGAGCAUAGGCAGGCACGAGAUCCCAUGAGUCGUGACAUAGUUGCCAGCCGUGAAAGAGUUGUAGAUGAUGAUAGUUCAUGGGUAACAGAAAGGAGCCGGAGAGAAACUGACUCCUCCAACAGGUCCAGGACACCUGAGAGGAGUGGGCGCCAUCAUUACGAUUCAGAAUGCCUUGAGAUGGAAUAUGAAAAAAGAGAUACUUUCAGGAGGAAAGAACAAGAAAAAAAUGGCUACAGAGAUGAUAGAUCAAAAGGAAGGGAUGAUGGUUGGAGUGAGAGAAAUAGGGAGCGUGAUGGUUCCCGAGAUGGGUGGAAAAGAAGGCAAGGGAACUUUGCUGACAAGGAAAUGAAAGAAGGUGAUACACCUUAUGAACAUGGCAGAGAGUGGGAAUUACCCAGGCGUGGUUGGAUUGACAAUGAAAGGCCUCGUUCUGGUGGUAGAAAAGAUGGAAAUAGGACAGAAGCUGUAAAAACUUCAUCAAAAUAUGGAAUUUCAAAUGAGAAUUAUGAUGUCAUAGAGAUCCAGACCAGGCCAUUUGACUACGGUAGAGAUGAGGUCAGACCUGACUUAGCAAGAACAAAUGAAUUUAAUCAGAAUACUGAUGCAAGAUUGGCUCCAGCUGAUGAGAGGAAUGCAUUUUCAAGGAAUGAUAGAGCAAGAAUUAUGUCCAGUUCAGACCAAUCUGGUCAAGAUUUGAAGGAUACAACAAUUGAUGGAUCAUACAGGGAUGAUGUUGAAUCUCUGGCAGAUAAAACAAGAGGCCAGAAAGAAGAUGCAUCUGGUCGUGCCACUGGUGGCCAAACUUCAAGUAAUGGUUCACAACCUCCACAUGGAAACCAGGAGCAGUCUUCCAUUAGUAGGGUUGUUCCACCUGGCGCUAAAGGAAGUAGAAUUGGGAGAGCAGGAAGAGGGAGGCCUACAGGGAGGGACAGCCACCAAUUGGGACUUCCAAUGCCAAUAAUGGGAUCAGCCUUUGGACCCUUGGGUAUGCCACCACCUGGGACAAUGCAAUCUUUGGCUCCUAACAUGUCACCUGCUCCUUGUCUUCCCAUCUCCCCUGGCGUUUUCAUUCCACCAUUUUCACCUCCUGUGGUUUGGCCAGGAACUCGAGGGGUCGAUAUGAAUAUGCUUGGUGUUCCACCUGGACUUCCUGUCCCGCCUGGGCCUUCUGGACCCAGAUUUCCCCCUAAUAUGGGGAACCUACCAAAUCCUGCGUUGUAUUUUAAUCAACCAGGCCCUGGAAGAGGAGCACCACCUAAUUUUUCUGGUCCUAAUUUUAAUACCUUAAUGCCGGCAGGUCGCGGACAGGUUCAAGAUAAGGGUCCUGCAGGUUGGGUGCCUCCUAGAACUAAUGCACCACCCGGCAAAGCUCCUUCGAGAGGCGAGCAGAAUGAUUACUCCCAAAAUUUUGUAGACACUGGCAUGAGGCCUCAAAAUUUCAUCAGGGAACUUGAGCUUACCAGUGUCGUCGAGGACUAUCCCAAGCUUCGGGAACUUAUACAAAAGAAGGAUGAGAUUGUUGCCAAAGCUGCUUCACCACCAAUGUAUUAUAAAUGUGACCUGCGUGAGCAGGAGCUGUCCCCAGAAUUUUUUGGAACCAAAUUUGAUGUCAUUCUUAUAGACCCCCCAUGGGAGGAAUAUGUUCAUCGAGCUCCUGGUGUCACAGACCAUAUGGAAUACUGGACGUUUGAGGAAAUAAUGAAUCUGAAGAUCGAGGCAAUUGCUGACACUCCAUCAUUCAUUUUCCUUUGGGUUGGUGAUGGCGUAGGGCUUGAGCAAGGGCGUCAAUGUCUGAAGAAGUGGGGAUUUCGCAGGUGCGAAGACAUAUGUUGGGUGAAGACAAACAAAUCCAACGCCGCUCCUGGAUUACGACAUGAUUCACAUACUUUGUUUCAGCGUUCAAAGGAGCACUGCCUUAUGGGCAUAAAGGGAACUGUUCGUCGUAGUACUGAUGGUCAUAUUAUUCAUGCAAACAUCGACACUGAUGUGAUUAUAGCUGAGGAACCUCCUUACGGAUCAACUGCAAAACCUGAAGAUAUGUACCGUAUUGUUGAGCAUUUUGCACUUGGCCGUAGAAGGCUUGAGCUCUUUGGUGAAGACCAUAAUAUUCGAUCUGGCUGGUUGACUCUUGGGAAAGGAUUAUCUUCAUCGAACUUUAAUGCUGAGUUCAGGCCUACACAAGGAAUUUUGCGGAUAAGGAUGGGAAAGUUUGGCAGGGCGGGGGAGGAAGAAAUCCACCUCCAGAAGCACCACAUCUUGUUGUUACAACUCUUGAUAUAGAGGCGCUUCGGCCCAAAUCACCAAUGAAGAAUCAGCAGCAAAUGCAGCAACAAUCAGCGUCGAUAUCUCUGACUGCCAACUCCUCCAACAAGAGGGCAGUUGGGAACUCACCCCAUGGCCAUAACGCACAAAACAUGAACCAAGAAGCCUCUAGCUCGAAUCCGGGCCCUUGGGCUUCUCCAAUGGAUAGUUUUAAAGGGAGAGAGAGUGGCACACACAUGAUUCCAGAUGAUAGGGUUUUUGAUAUGUUUGGAUACAACAAUGCGGCCUUUGGACAGCCUAAUGCCGAAUACUUGGAUUAUGAAUCUCACAGAGGAAUGAAUAUUUUGUAGCGAGGAAACCAUGUAAUUGUAUUAUUUUUCUAUAUGGUACUAUAUAAAUGGCAUGAAGAUGCCUUCAUUUCUUCUCUUUA